UUGGUUUCAUCUUUUACGAGGGAUGUGAGAGAGAGGGAGAGAGGGAGUUGUGGGGGUCAAAUGAACAGCGAUCGGUUGUCGUUUUUGUUUAUCUGUGAGGCCGAAGAGUCCACAAUUCCGGUUUUCAUGUUUGAGGUCUCCCUCUCCGCUGCUGGCAUCUCUGAGGCGCUUCCGGGUUUGCUCCCCUGCUUGUCUUUCUUCUGCCCCAAAGGGUGGUGCAGUGGAGAGCCAAAGAUCGGAUUCUUCGCUCUUUUUCACGUUAAAAAUUGGAUCUUGUGGUUGGGAUUGGGACUGCUGCGAGUGAGUUAGGGUUCUGAUCCAGGCUGUAGAUAGGAGGAGCCGGGGAAGAGGGGGAGAGGAAGAGGUGACACAGCAGCACAAGUCUUGUCUUCUUUCUCCUUCUUUACCAGGAAAGAGGGAGAGGGAGUUGGAGGAGGCAUUGGUUUGCAGUAAAGCCUGCGAAAAAUUCUGAUUCUGGGCAAGCGAAAGCAAAAGAUCCGAUCCCCAGACAAGUGCAAGUCGGCGAGGAAAGAAAAUAUUAUGAGAGCACAAGCUAGCACGGAGGACCAAGUCUGGAGGGAGAAGAACCAAGAAAAGGAAGGAUAUUUGAUGAGCUUUGGGGGGUUAUCAGACGGCAGAUCAGGAGGCGCUCUAGCUUACGGCAACGCGGCCAUGACCGCCGGAGAGUUAUCUCCGCCGCAGCUCAUCUCCCAGAGGCUCCCAAACUCUGCCUUCAUUUCUCCCCGCCUCUCCCUCGGCCUGCAAACGAACGUGGAUGGACAGAUAGACAUGAGCAGGAUGGCAGGCGUCGGCGGUGGCAGUGACGUGGGUUCGGCCAAGAGGAGCAAGGACGAUGAGAAUGAGAGCAGAUCGGAGAGCGACAACUUGGAAGCCAUAUCCGGUGACGACGUCGAUCAGGAGAAUCCUCGCAAGAAAAAGAGACACCACCGCCAUACUCCGCAACAGAUCCAGGAACUCGAAGCUCUGUUCAAGGAUUGCCCCCACCCGGAUGAGAAGCAAAGGCUGGAACUGAGCAGGAGGCUAUGCUUGGAGAGCAGACAAGUCAAGUUCUGGUUCCAGAAUCGACGCACCCAAAUGAAGACGCAAAUCGAGCGCUUCGAGAACACGAAGCUCCGGCAGGAAAACGACAAGAUGAGGGCGGCGAACAUGGCGAUUCGAGAAGCAACGCAGAGCGCGGCUUGCAAGAACUGCGGAGGUCCGGUCAUGCUCGGCAAUGUCUCGGUGGAACGGCUGCAACUUAGACUGGAGAACGCUCGGUUAAAGGAAGAGCUCGACCGGCUGUGCGCAAUCGCCAAGAAGUUUCUGGGGAAGUCCGUCUCCUCUUUGGCCGGCCACAUCUCUCCGAACAUGCCGAGCUCGGUUUUGGAGAUUGGAGUCGGGAACAAUAUCUUCGCGGGGUUCAACUCCGUCGUCGCUCCGACUAUUUCCGCUUUGCCCGACUAUUUGCCGGGGUUCAGCAGCAACCCACUGGAUGCUGUCGCUCCGACCAUGGGCAAGAACAUGGAGGCGCUGCUGGGGAGCGACAGGAGCAUGCUCUUGGAGCUUGCAUUGGCUGCAAUGGAAGAGCUAAUGAGCAUGGCGCAGAUGGAGGAGCCACUUUGGCUUGCGAGCUCACAAGGUGGUCCCAAGGCACUGAACUACGAGCAGUACCGCCGGACGUUUCGCCCCAUCGCCGGGAUAUCGCCGGUUGGGUCUGUGUCAGAGGCCUCGAGGGAGACGAGGAUAGUGUCCAUUGACAGCGUCGCCCUCGUCGAGACCCUAAUGGAUGCGAGUCGUUGGGUUCAUAUGUUCCCAAGUAUCGUGGCCAAGGCCACCACCACGGAGUUGAUAUCCAGCGGCGUGAGUGGAACAAGAGACGGCGCCCUCCAACUCAUGCAGGCGGAGCUUCACGUCCUCUCCCCGCUGGUGGCAGUGCGCGAGGUGAGCUUUCUCAGGUUCUGCAAGCAACACGCGGAGGGCGUUUGGGCCGUGGUCGAUGUCGCCGUUGACGGCAUCAGAGCAGAUCUCUCUUCUGCUAACUGCAGGAGGCUGCCGUCUGGUUGCCUGGUGCAAGACAUGCCGGAUGGCUACUCCAAGGUCACCUGGGUGGAGCACGCGGAGUACGACGAAGGCCAAGUGCAUCAUCUGUAUCGCCCGCUGCUCCGCUCCGGCCAGGCGUUCGGCGCCGGACGCUGGGUUGCCACCCUACAGCGCCAGUGCGAGUGCCUUGCCACCCUCGUGUCCUCCACCGCCGUGGCCCGCGACGAGACUGCAUCGAUAACGGCGAGCGGGCAGAGGAGCAUGUUGAAGCUGGCGCGUCGGAUGACCAACGCCUUCUGCGCCGGGGUCUGCGCGUCGCCCGCGCAUGGGUGGAGCAAGCUGGCGUCGGAGACCAUCGGGGAGGACGUGCGGGUGAUGUCGAGGAUGAGCGUGAACGUACCGGGUGAGCCGGCGGGGUUGGUGCUCAGCGUGGCCACAUCGGUGUGGAUCCCCGCGCCGCCCAAGCGGCUGUUCGACUUCCUAUGCGAGACCAGAUUCCGCAGCAAGUGGGACAUCCUCUCCAACGGCGGGCCGAUGUGCGAGAUGGCGCACAUCGCCAAAGGCCAGGAAGCAGCCAACCGCGUCUCCCUCAUAUGGGCCACUGCCACGAACGCCAGCCAAACCAGCAUGAUGCUACUGCAGGAGACCUACACCGACGCUUCCGGCGCAAUGCUGGUGUACGCGCCGGUGGACAUCCCAGCCAUGCACCUAGUGAUGAACGGCGGCGACUCCGCCCACGUCGCCCUCCUCCCUUCCGGUUUCGCCAUCGUCCCCGAUGGCGCCGGCUACCGAGGAGAGCUCACCGAAGAGCACCACAGCGACGGCGCCGCCACCGCCGGCUCCGGUUCGCUGCUGACCAUCGGGUUCCAGAUUCUGGUGAACGGCCAGCCGACGGAAAAGCUUACGGCGGAGACGGUGGACACCGUCAACGGCCUCAUCUCAUGCACGGUUCAAAAGAUCAAGGCUGCAGUCCACAGCGAGAUCUGAGUGAAGCCGGCCGUAUACAACUCGGAAAGGGAAAGGUCAAAUAAAUAGAGACCGAGUCAAGAACGAACCGCGGGUGUGACCGAGUCAUCACGUAGUUUUAGGUUCGUCUUCUUCAACACAGAGCGAUGGUGGUUGUGUGGUUCGGGCAUUGACUCCCUCUCCAAACCAAACCAAACCAAAGCAAACCCAGAAUUUACUUCUGUGCCUUUACUGUUCUUUUUCCUCCAUGUCAUACAAAAGGAAACCUCUCAAGAAUCUAUAGCUUCCGAUACAAAUAGGCCAAACCGCGCGUUGUCUUGUUGUUUAUAUAUAUAUCUAUAUUCUGUUGUCCUUGAGUGGUUUGUGUUGCCUAUGGGUUAGCUAAUAACAUCUAUAAGACGAUC
Molecule: messenger RNA, 3410 nt
Organism: Musa acuminata subsp. malaccensis (wild Malaysian banana)
Lineage: Eukaryota; Viridiplantae; Streptophyta; Magnoliopsida; Zingiberales; Musaceae
Product: homeobox-leucine zipper protein ROC5-like
Biological process (GO): regulation of DNA-templated transcription
Molecular function (GO): DNA-binding transcription factor activity, RNA polymerase II-specific; DNA binding; lipid binding
Source: RefSeq, a predicted model, not a curated record